Messenger RNA from Theileria orientalis strain Shintoku, 189 nucleotides. RefSeq lists its product as hypothetical. Lineage: Eukaryota; Apicomplexa; Aconoidasida; Piroplasmida; Theileriidae. The record is from RefSeq and is a predicted model, not a curated record. The coding region runs from base 1 to 189 and encodes 62 amino acids. The transcript has a single exon.
AUGGUUGGAGAAAGAUGUGCUACGUCUCGGUACCCUAGCAGUGCCUUCCAGGUGGUGUCAGUACCGUAUCAAUGCUUUACAGGUGGUGUCAGUACCCUAGCAGUGCCUUCCAGGUGGUGUCAGUACCGUAUCAGUCCUUUACAGGUGGUGCCAGUGUCGUGGCAGUGUCGUAUCUGUGUCUACUUGUAG